Messenger RNA from Nicotiana tabacum (common tobacco), 826 nucleotides. RefSeq lists its product as uncharacterized. Gene Ontology annotation, molecular function: proton transmembrane transporter activity. Gene Ontology annotation, biological process: proton motive force-driven ATP synthesis. The record is from RefSeq and is a predicted model, not a curated record. Lineage: Eukaryota; Viridiplantae; Streptophyta; Magnoliopsida; Solanales; Solanaceae.
AUAAUUGUGUCUUUCGCGUGGCAAAGGAUAUAAAUUUCUUCCCGGUUUAGCAAAGAUACUUUUUUUCAUUUUUCUUAGAAGUCUCUUCAAAACCAAGAGUCGCAGCCAGCAAAGUCUCGCCCAUCGUCUUUUCUUAACACCUAUCCGAAGAUUCAUUCAUUUGCAGAGCUAAAAGCACCUUUAGGGAAUUGAUGGCAUCCAAGAUUCAGCAACUACAAUCUAAGGCCUGCCAAGCUUCACAGUUUCUCACCAAGCAUGGUACUACCUACUACAAACAGUUGCUGGAGCAGAACAAACAGUAUAUUGUUGAGCCACCCACCAUUGAGAAGUGCAAUGAAUUGUCAAAGCAGUUGUUCCAUACUCGUCUUGCCAGCAUCCCUGGACGUUAUGAGUCAUUCCAAAAGGAACUUGAUUCUGUGAAGCACAUGUGGCAGAAUAGAAAGGAUUUGAAGGUUGAAGAUGCCGGUAUUGCUGUUUUAUUUGGCUUGGAGUGCUUUGCAUGGUAUUGUGCUGGUGAGAUAGUAGGAAGAGGAUUUACAUUCACCGGUUACUGCGUCUGAGAUCUUCAGUUUCAUAAAAUUCGUUCGGGCAAUUGACACUGCUGUAAGGUCUGUCUCAUACUACGAUAUGACUGGGAUUCUAUACAAGAGUUUGUGUACACCAAAAGCUUUUGAAGCUGAGAAAUUGCAGCAUAAAAUUUUUUCACAAUAAUAUGCCCAUUUUGUCUUUUCCACUCCAGUGAAGUGGCUUAGAUUGAUUUGUGCAAUAGUGAUAUUUAUCUGUUGAAAGUUACUGCUACAUGUGAAAGCACAGGUUGUUCUUGCCA